AUGAAGAUUUUAAAGAAGUAUCAUGAGGCUUCAGGUCAAGAGAUUAACAUUGAAAAAAGCUGCUACAUUACCCAUUCUUCCCUUAAUCCCAGAACCACCAAAAGACUCAAGAAAUGGAUAGGAUACAAGCACUCCAACUUCCCUUUCAAUUACUUGGGUUGUCCCAUUUAUACUGGAAGGAAGAGGAUCGACAUCUUCACUGAUUUGACUACCAAAGUCAUUAACAAAACUGGAGGAUGGAAAACAAAUCUCCUGAGUGCAGGGGGCAAGGCUUUAAUCAUUAAGCAUGUCGUUCAAUCUCAGACUCUACACUUGUUUGCGGCUCUUGAACCUCCUAUCACAACCCUUAAGCAAAUUGAGAUGUACUUUUGCAACUUCUUUUGGGGUCAAAAGGAAGAUAAGAAUAAAUACCAUUGGUCUAAUUGGAAAAAGCUCUACUAUCCUACUGAAGAAAAAGGAUUGGGUUUCAAAAGAUUAAAAGAUAUUUGCAAGACCUUUACAAUGAAGAGAUGGUGGAGGUUGAGAACCAUGGACAAUCUUUGGUCCCAGUUCAUCAAAGCCAAAUAUUGCCCUAGAGCCAAUAUGGUAUCAAAGGUCAUUAGCCCUAACAAUUCAAACAUCUGGAGAAGUCUGUUGAAAAUUAGACCCCAAGCCGAGCACAACAUCCAAUGGGAGAUCAACAAAGGAAACACCUUAUUCUAG
Lycium barbarum (goji berry) is the source of this 702-nucleotide messenger RNA. RefSeq lists its product as uncharacterized. The transcript has a single exon. Bases 1 to 702 code for a protein of 233 amino acids. The record is from RefSeq and is a predicted model, not a curated record. Lineage: Eukaryota; Viridiplantae; Streptophyta; Magnoliopsida; Solanales; Solanaceae.